This is a messenger RNA of Cynara cardunculus var. scolymus (artichoke), 878 nucleotides long. RefSeq names its product MADS-box transcription factor 23-like. The record is from RefSeq and is a predicted model, not a curated record. The transcript has 8 exons. Lineage: Eukaryota; Viridiplantae; Streptophyta; Magnoliopsida; Asterales; Asteraceae. Gene Ontology annotation, cellular component: nucleus. The coding region runs from base 22 to 720 and encodes 232 amino acids. Gene Ontology annotation, biological process: positive regulation of transcription by RNA polymerase II. Gene Ontology annotation, molecular function: RNA polymerase II cis-regulatory region sequence-specific DNA binding; protein dimerization activity; DNA-binding transcription factor activity, RNA polymerase II-specific.
CGAGGAGAAAGCUAAAUAAGUAUGGGGAGAGGGAAGAUUCCGAUCCGUAGGAUCGAGAACCCAACUAGCAGGCAAGUCACUUUCUCGAAACGAAGUAAUGGGUUGUUGAAGAAGGCGAAAGAAUUGGCAAUUCUGUGUGAUGCUGAAGUUGGACUCGUUAUCUUCUCUAAUACCGGGAGACUCCAUGAAUAUGCUAGCUCAAGCAUGACAAAGGUAACAGAGCGAUACAACAAAGUGAAGGAGGAAUGUCGUCAACUGGUGAAUCCUACUGCGGAUGUGAAGUUUUGGCAAGGCGAAGCAGCUAGGAUGAGGCAACAACUACAAUACUUGCAACAAAGCCACAGGCAGCUAUUUGGAGAAGAACUUUCUGGCUUGAAUGUAAAAGAUCUACAAAAGCUGGAAAACCAACUGGAAACAAGUCUAAAAAAUGUCCGGAUCAAUAAGGAACAUAUUUUCACAGAAGAAAUCAAAGAACUACACAGGAAGGGAAAUCAUAUUGUUCAAGAAAAUAAAGAACUGCAGAAGAAAGUAACCCUCCUGCAUCAAGAGAAGUCAGAUUUGCAAAAGAAGAUAUAUAGAUUGUGGACCAUGGAUGAAGCAAACAGAAACUCCAAUGCCUCCUAUUCCCUUAGAAUUAAUGACUUAAACGCACUCCAGCUAAGCCAGCCUCAACCACAGAAGAAAGACAUACCAGCAGACACCAUGAAACUAAGGUUAUAAUUUGCAAUCUGAAGCAAGUUGAUGGUUAUGACCAGUUUCAGUGAAUCCACAUAUCUGCUAGGUGCCAAGAAUUUAUUAUCGCACAUCUACAAGAGACUUGAGCAAUACAAGAUCUACCUCUGUUGAUAUGACCAUUCUGCUGCAAAAGCUCCAGAAUA